GCAAGAUUUAACGCGUUUUUAAAUCAAUGUGCCAAUAGUUCUUGAACUGGAACAACUAUGUUUCUCGUCUGUUCGCAACUAUUGAUUUUUAACAAAAAGAAGAUGCCUGCGUUGAAGCAAGCAGAAUUCACUUCCGAUGAUGAUGAUAUCACGGAAACUGAAGAGCUGUUAUCCAAAACAAAUUCCGGUAGCACAUCGCUAGAGUUACCUACAGAAGAUGAGCAAUUCAACCAUCCCAACGUACCUUUUAGAUCACUCUCGUAUCCAGAAGAAUCCUUAAGUUGCGGAGGUUUUGUCAAUCGUGGAUUUGUUGAUGAUGAAGGAUUGGCGGAGGAAACACUUAGCCCCGGAUUUCCUUUGCAUCCUCCGGAUCUUAACUAUCUGAACAAGGAAGAAAAGGGCAUCUUCUUCAGUUCAGUUACAGAUCCAGAAAUGCCAAUCAAAGGGAUGCCGCCGGUGCAGUCACUUUCUGUACCUGAAGCUCAUUCUUGGAUGGAAACAGAUCGUACUGCUUUCAUUUCACAAAGGAUUCAAGAUUUAGUCCAAGCAUUUCAGGCCAGAACAGAGAAGGUCAAAGAAAGAUUAGUACAGCCUCCAACUCCUUCUCCAUCUCCUCCAUUAGAAAAUUCCAGUGACACUGGUCAAACUCCUGAACCCAAUUCUCGGCCUCGAUUGCAGUCCCUCAUUCACCAUGAGGAUGAAAAGUCGGAAUUUUAUGAAUUAAGCCAGUAUAUGAAGCUUUGUUGCUGCAGAAUCAAAAGAAAGUUCAUCCCAACUUUUCCCAACGUUAUUGAUCCUCAAAGCAAAAUAUAUAUCUCGUGGCUAUUCUUCGUUAUGGUGAGUUAUGUUUAUAACGCUUGGUCCAUCGUUCUACGCGCUGUAUUUCCCUAUCAAACUGCUGAGAACAUUCCUAUUUUUCUCCUAUUCGACUAUGCUGCUGAUAUUAUAUAUGUGCUGGACGUAGCGGUAUUCAAAGCGAGACUUCAGUUUCUGCACGAUGGCUUUUGGGUGGAUGACUACAAAAAGACUAGAGCAAAUUAUAUUCAGAAGACGAUGUUUAAGAUGGAUGUUUUAUCUUUAUUUCCUUUGGAUCUUCUAUAUUUUAUCCAUGGAAUUAAUCCUCUGUUUCGACUUCCAAGACUAUUAAAGGUUCAAACUUUUUGGGAGUUUUUUCAUCGAGUUGAUGCCGUUGCAAAGACACCUUAUGUCAUUAGGAUAAUUCGCACCUUAUUGUAUAUGAUGUACCUGAUUCACUUGAAUGCUUGUGCCUACUACGCUAUGUCCACUUGGGAAGGUAUAGGAUCAAAUGGUUGGGUCUUCCAAGGAAAUGGCAAUGCAUAUAUUCGUUGCUUUUACUUUGCCACAAAGACAGCAACUUCUAUAGGCAAGAAUCCAAAGCCAGAAAAUGAAUACGAAUAUGUUUUCAUGACGAUAUCUUGGUUAAUGGGAGUUUUUAUCUUCGCCUUUCUCAUUGGACAGAUUCGUGAUAUUGUAGCUACAGCGACUCAAAGUCGAACUCAGUACCGUCAAUUGAUGGAUCAAACUGUGAUGUAUAUGAGGAAUCUUAAUUUGCCAGAUGAUUUACAACGUAGAGUUAGAUUGUGGCUCAACCAUACGUGGGAACAGCAAAAGACGCUAAAUGAAAGUGGAAUUUUAGAUUCGUUACCCAGGAAAAUGAAAACCGACGUUGCCAUUAAUGUCCAUUAUAAUACAUUAGUCAAAGUGCAGCUAUUUAAGGACUGUGAUAAAGCUCUACUCAGAGAUUUAGUGCUUCAACUGAAACCUGUGUUAUUUUUACCUGGAGAUUAUAUUUGUAGAAAGGGAGAAGUCGGCAAAGAAAUGUAUAUUGUCAACAAAGGGAUAGUCCAAGUCUUUGGGGGAGAAAAUGGAGAUGUUGUCUUAGCAACAUUAUCUGAAGGCAGUGUUUUCGGAGAAAUCAGUUUGCUAGGAAUACCUGGUUGCAACCGUCGAACUGCCGAUGUCAGAAGUAAAGGCUUCUCCAACCUAUUUGUAUUGAGCAAGGAUGACUUGUGGGAAGCUUUGAAAAACUAUCCAGAAGCUCAGAAAGUGCUCAGGAAAAAAGCGAAGUGCCUAAUAAAAGAGAAUGCAGCAAGAGAUCAAGCCAAUAAGGGCUUCCAGAGUGAAUCUGAACCAGAUAAUGUGAUAAAACAUGAAGAAAAGCAACCGAGUACACCUAAGCUCAUAAGAGCUGUGAUGCAGGUGGUUCCCAAAGAUUCCAAAUGUGUGCAGCUAUUGUCUAAGGAAGCUCUAAAGGAUACAGUUUUAAAUAUUCCUACUGAAUCACAAACCAUUUCAAUGGAAGUAAAAAUUAACAACACGGAAUCGCUACAAAAUUCUCCUGAAAACAUUUCUUGUUAUUCUGAAAAAUGUAAAAUACUGAGUCCCAAGAUUUGCACUUCACCUCAGUUGGACAAAAAAGCAAUACCGAAAGUGAAACCCCGAUCACUGAGUGAUGGUACACUACGGAAACCAGAUAUAAUUCAUGAACAUGAACCUAUAUUUGUAAUCAACAAAUUAAGCACAAAGCAUUCAAAAGAAAAUCCUCUAAAUAAGAAAAACGUAUAUAAUGAAAAAGACCAUUUCAGAAAUCAUCAGCCUGAAAUAAAUGAAGGCAGCAGUUCAGAUUUUUUAAAGACAAUCCUCAAUAUGCUUCCCACCGAACUGUGCAACAGAAGACAAAGUACAGUCCACCCAGCAGUGAUACAGCUCCAAGAAUAUAAUCAACCUAAUCCUAACACGAAUAGUGAAGAUUCCGGUAUUUCAGUGGACAACAGCGGCCACCAGUCCUCCGAUCCUAAGAAUCAAGAUGAAGAUUCAUUAUCUGAGUCUCAAGUAGACUCUUGCGAUUCAGAAGAUUCAAGUGAAAUGUCCACCACCAGCACAAGAAAGAUAGCUAUAGAAAACAGCACAAGUCCCCCGUGGAAAUCAAAUUCUUCAUCAAUCCUCAGCUUGCGAGGGCUUUUCGGAAAUGGGAGCAGCCAAUCUUCUAAUUCAACCAACAAAGACAUUCACUUAUCUCCUGUAUCAAAAGAUGGAAAAGAUUUCCUUUAUACAAGGCCCGGAAGUUUGACUAGUGGAAGCAGUUCUGCUGGUUAUGACAAUCUAGCAUAUGUUCCAGUAGGUAUUUUAUCCCGGAGGUCCAGUAUUUUCAGUGACGCAUCUUGUUAGUCAAUACUGAAAGCAAUCAGACAUAACAGGUGUAAAUAAAGUGAAAAAUAUUUUGAUUCCCAGAAUUUUUCUGGGCUGUGAAUCAUAUUAGAAGUUAAAGUUCCUCCCAAGUAAAUUUUAAAUGAGAAUUAACAUCAUCUCAUUAUUUUAAAUUAUAAAGUUGUUUGCUGUAUCUUUUUCAACUAGGAGCAGAAAGUGCCUCAGCUUAUCUCUGUUUACAUCGCGAGAGAAAAUCUUUAGCCUUCUAUCAACAAAGCCCCUAAAUGUUACUCACCAUCGAUAAUAUUUUCAGAAUUGUAAUAGACUUGAAGCUCUUUUUACAGGUCUAUCGUAAUUCUAAAAAAAAGAAUUCUAAUCCUCAUCAGCAAAACAGCCUUAACUACUGAUUAAGAUUACAAAAGACUUUCUAAAUUUAGAACAUAACAAAUAUGGAAACUUAUAUAGCAUUAAAUAAAACUAUAAUAUAUAUAAGAUUCCAAUCAGGCCCGGUUCCAGGAUUUUUGACAACCUAGAACAGUGAUAUCGGACAAGUGGCUCGUAAAAAUUUUACAUGGCCCGCUAAUGCAUUUCGCCCUAAAUUAAUUACCAUUAUUACAACAAGAGAACAAAAAGUUUCAUAUUUUAAUGAUUUGGAGUCCAGUUUUAUAUUAUUUUUAUUUCCAAAAACGGACGGGAGUCAUGCCCUAAAAACAUCUACCAAUGGAAUUAAUUUAAACUGCGGUAUAAAUCUUAAGACAAAUGGAAACAAGAUAUAACUUUGAUUAAAUUUUAUUACUAACAUUUAUUAAUAUUUUUAUAUAUUAAUUUUAUUUUUUAUUAUUCGAUUAAAUUAUUAUUAUACUUAUCAAAAGAUAAAUAUCUUCAGUUGCGAAUUUUUGAAUAAGAAUAGUCACUUUGUUUGGGAGUGCUUGUUAACUGAUUUUUUUCCAUAUUUGAAAAUUAAUAAGUCUAAGAAAAGAACCAGAUGCCGAUGAAUAUUCUACAAGUCGUGAUGGAAACAGUGUCUUGAAACGUUUCUUUGAGGUUACAUACUUUGUGAAAAUCGAAAUGCCACAAAGAUUUGUAGCUGAAAGCUGUAGUAAGAAAUACUGAAGUUUAUAAUCAUUUACAUAUAAAUAUGUAUUUUUUCCUAUGAGUCCUAGAAAAAUGUAGUAAAUAAAAAAUAGGCUGUCGUUAUUUAUUCUCAAGCUUUGUCUCUCUUGGGAAGUUUUGCAAGUUGUUUAUUUUCAGAUUAAGUCAAAAGUUUCAGAUUAAAUUAUUUAGCGAUUACUUCAGUAUAUUAGGAUAUACCUUAAAUUUUUUGGUAUUUUUUUCGUCAUAUUUUACGAUUAUAAAUGAAAGCUGAGUUUAAAAAACAAUAAUUACAUACUUUUCAAAAGUAUGUCUUUCUGAAAAAAAUCCUGGACCAGAAGUAUCCGAAAGAUUGGCUAAAAUUAGAUUUUAAACCUUUUUCGAUUUGCAAAUAAAAUCUUUACCAUAAAAUUAACACUAGUACUUUUUCUUUUCUUGUUUUUAAUUACUACAUGUUCGUAAUAAUUCGUGACCACCAUGAGCACAAAUACGUGUGAUAUAUUUGGAUAUCGGUUUAUUUGCGAGAGGAAAGAGAUGAGUGUGAUCCUUACUAGAGAGACGGAGCCAAGAAAACUCUGUUAAUUCAUGAUAGGAAAAGGUGACGCAGUACAUUAACUAUAACGAUUUUUAUAGAGUUUUUUAAAUAAUGUUUGUGUGCCACAAUACAGUGUAAAAUUUAGUAUUUAUUUUAUUUUUCCAGUCAUUUUAAGGUUUUUCGAUUUCGUUCAGCUCUAAGAUAUGGCAUGUAAUAAAAGUAUUUAAUUUAUAUUAAAUAUUUUUGCAAAAAAAAUAUUUUUGCAAAAAUAUUUUCUCAAAGACAUUUUUUCAAACUUGUUUUGACCCAAUACGCUUUUUGAUUCAUUGUAUAUGCGUUCACAAAAUGCCGGGAGGUUUUUGUAAUUUCCAUAAUCACCUAAUAGUUAAUCAAGCUUAAAUUGAUUUCAGAAUGGUCAGUAAAGCACAGAGAGUUGAAACUAAAAAUAGGUAAGCAGUCCUUUCAGGAUCCAUCAUUUGGCAGUUUUUGCCGCUUCUCGAAUGAUAAUGAAUACUUAAACAAUGAAUCAUUGUAGUGCCACCUUGCGACCGCGACGUUUUACAGGCUUCUGAAAAUUAUAAGGAGUUUUUGAAAACCCGAAUGCUAAAUAUAUAUUGCUAUGAAUAAGUGAUUGUUAUAAUGAUAUUUCCGAUAUUUCAUUUAAUUACAUUUCCAGACAAAAAAUCUUAUAAUGAAAUACAUUUCAAGCAAUAUUAAUACGUUUCAGUAUUCACUAUGACACCAUUUGGCUUUCAACAAACCUGGAUUCUAUCAGGCAUUCCUUCAAUAAAGAUUUAUGCGGUAUAGAUCUUCGUCAUAAUUCUCUAGUAUCUGGGCUCUUUAAGUUAAUUUUAAUUUAUCCAUGUUCGUUAUUUCUUUUUGGCGUACUUCCGGGGAUCAUGUCAGCUAUUUUUAGACGAAGCUAGUACAUGAAAUUUUUAGAAAUAAAAUAAUUUUUUAGGAUCCUGGACAAGAAGCAUUGUCUUAAUAAAACAUUGUACAUCCAUGAGGAAACCAUAUCACUAAGCUUUACCUCAAGAUCUCCGUGUAUUUUGGUGAAAUUACUCUCCCUUUUUAGUUAUUUCGAUAGGUCCAAUAUCAUCAACAGAAAUGAAGCUCCGAAUCAUUAAAGAUGGCGGUACUUAGUUAAAAUACAACUUUUUUUGGCUUCUCCACAUUGAACCCUGUCAUUAAAUAUUUGAAUUGUCAUUAAAUAUUGUUUUACGCCCACAUCUGCAUGACUGUUUCGAUGCCAAAUUUUAUUUUUAAUAUCUUUCUAAUUACACUUAAAACCAGAGGUAAAAUUUUAGUAAUAUAUUCUUGUUUCAGGUCAUUAUUUUUAAUAAUAUCUCUUAACUUCUCAAUCAAAUCUUUCUUUUGCCCAUUUGAGUUAUUAAAGAAAUUUAGUGAAGUAUAACUACAAAAAUAAGUAGCCUAAAGAUUAAACUCAAUAAAUUGGGUCAUCUGGAAAGUUCUGCCGUUUCUCAAAUCGAAGUUUUGCUUCCUUCUCAUUAUUUUAUUACUGUUAAUAAGGAGUGAACUUGAUUGAAGGAAAUGUUUAAGCGAUGUUUAUUCUUUUCUGCUCACGUUGCGUAAUUCUAGCUUAUAUUGUAGCAUAAUUUUUAUGAAGAGCCCAGAAGUUCAUUUUCGUCUUAUUUUGCUUUUUCAUGUAAAAGAAAAGAAACAAAAUAUGAAUCAGAUUGCUCCUAUAAUUUGUGCUGUAUAUGGGAAAAGUGCUGUUUCUGAUGAUGAUUCUGAGUUCAGAGGCAAUUUGAGAAGCCGGGAAAUUUCAACAUCGAAGAUGAUGCCCGUUCUGGACGACCAUCAUUGUAAACAAGGACCUAUUCAAAGAAGUUAUCGCUGAAAAUCCAAGUUAUAGUUCAACAACCAUCCGACAGACCAAAUUCAAAAAAGAUCAGUACAGGAUCAUCUGAAGAAGCUGCUACGAUGCAUGGGUUUUUCCAUACUUGAAUAGAGCAGAAUAUGCUUGCUCGAGUUUUCGCAUGUUAUUCUUUGUUAAAGAACACCAAAGAAGUUCCUUUUCUCAAACGGCUGAUUGCAGGCGUUGAGGAAUGGAUACUAUAUAAUAAUUAGAGAAAGAUAUAGUGUAAGCCAAACGAAACUCCUUUAGUAUCAUCAAGAUGACGGCUUUUGUAUAAUCAAACUACAGAGGAAUUGUAUAUAUGAAUUGUUAUCUCCAAAUCGGACUAUAAAUUCCCAAAACCGCUGAUCCUAGACAGCAGUUUUAAAAGCAGAAAUUGAAGGGCCCAGAACUGCCUAGUUGUUGAGGUGCCGUCAUGUGAAUGCUUGACUUCACAUUUCGAUGGAUGUCAGAUUAAGACAUAUUGAGCAUGGCUUACAUGUUUUAUAUCACCCUCGUUAUAUUCAUUAGAACUUUUCCCUUGGAUUUUAAUCUCAUCCAAUCACUUCAAAAUUCUUUGGAUGGCUUUGAGUUCAUUUCUUUUGAGACUGCCAGACAGCAUCUCAAUAGUCUUCUUAAGCAUAAAUUUAAUGACACUUUCCCAGCUGCUGGAGGAAUGGAAAAGUGUCAUAGAGCAAAAUGCUGCUUAUGAUAUUGUAGUCUUGUUCUUUUCGGGAUCAUUCAGCGGUGAACCCCAUUGAAAAGAUUACGUAGCGAAUUCUUGCUAAGUCUUGGAAGAACAGAUACUGCAGAAGAAGGUUAAAAACCUUUUUAUUUGAACUUAACAGAGCGCACUCGCUUGGUGCUCACAACUUACCACCACUUGUGGUUAAGUAACUCUAACAAAAAAAUAAAAAUGUAAAAUCACAAUAAAGUAAGAUGGCCUACAUGGCUGGCUCCUUAAUUAUUUAACGCGUUAAAUCGGCUACAGACAGCAAAGCCGAACCUACAAUAUCAAUAAUAUCUAAAGAGGAUGACUAACACCAACUAUUCACAUACAAAGCUACUUCAAACACGAGGCAUAAACUCGGAACUAACUCCACUACUACUGCACACGAACUCUUAAAACCGCUGCUUAAAUACUGAUUCCGAACUCACUUAGAUUUGCAUACUACGUCAUUAAAAUUUACAUUCUGGCAGGAAACUGAAAUCAAAAGAGAAGAAGUUUCACAAGCAAAAAAUAAUUGGUUAGAAUAAAAUAAGGUCUUUACAAAAUAUUUUUACGUUUUUGUACUUCUUCCUUUAUAUUUAUCAUCAGAACACCAUAGAACUUUCCACAUGACCCAAUAGAAAAUUGAAAGGAAUAGAAGAAAAUUGAAUUGAAUCAAUAAAAUUUAUUAAAUCUAAAUGUUAAAUUUAUUAUACCAGUGAAAUAAUAAAAUAGUGUUAAUUGUUCAAAUAAAGUCAGCCUCUCUUACAGGAAAAGUGCGCAGAAUUUAUUUAAUGCAAGCGAUUGAAAGUAUUUUGUCAUUUCUAUUAUUUAUAUUAGAAAUCGCACAUUUAAUCUGUUUAAAAAUUGUUUGCUGAAACAAAAUGUUAAUGAGAAAACUUUGCUUAAAUUAUUCAGUAGACUUUAAAAAUUGUUUGCUGAAACAAAAUGCUAAUGAGAAAACUUCGGUUAAAUUAUUCGGUCGACAAAAAGAAAACAAUCCAUAAUACUUCGUAUAAAAGGGUAAAUAACAAAAUAUUACUCUGAAUUGUAUAUUCCCUACUUUAUUUUAUUGCGAAUUAUUAACAUAAAAUUCUAAUUGUGAGCCCCUACUAAUCUUUAAUCUCUACUACCUUCUAAUAUUUUAAAGUUUCAAUAAUUUAAUAGCUAAUGUUUUAAUUUUGUUUUGUUCUGAGCGAAUAAAAUCGUUAAAGUAACAGAGUUUGAAUUAAUUUUUAACUCGCAAAAUCUUUUUGAAUUUCUUAAAUGUGCAAGAUGUCAGAGUUAAAUUAUACAAUAAACUCACCUUUGAUUUUAUAUUCAAAGGUGAGUCAAAUAGGUUUCUGAUAAAUAACAUCAAAAAAUGAGAAAAACUUUAUUUAACAAAGCAAAACCAAACACAUAUUUCUGUCAAAAUUAUAUUUAAUUAUCAAACUAACUAAAUUCUUUUUAAUGUUCAGUCAUUUUAUAACAUCUCAAACUUUUCUCCUCACAACUGCAAAGAAAUGCCUUAGUUUAAAUUGACGACGACAAAAGAAACUAUAAAUCUGGCUCCUGGGCAUUUUUUGAAAGAAAAUAAAUGAUGUGAUAAAAUGAAACCAUUUUACUACAUACAAUUUGCGUAAAAGUGCUUCUUGCAACUCUACAGCCCAAAUGUUUUAAAACUCGUUUUAUGCGCGAGCAUGUCACAGAAUGUGUAAGAUUUGUUAAUGCCAAACGUAUAUUGUUGAAAUCUAUUUUAAAGUGAAAGAAAUGUGUAGAUUUUCGACAGAAAUGUUGUAGAAAAUCUUUUAUUUUCAAUAAAUUUAGUUUGAUACUCAAA
Molecule: messenger RNA, 9187 nt
Organism: Stegodyphus dumicola
Lineage: Eukaryota; Metazoa; Arthropoda; Arachnida; Araneae; Eresidae
Gene: CngB
Product: Cyclic nucleotide-gated ion channel subunit B
Biological process (GO): monoatomic cation transmembrane transport
Cellular component (GO): intracellular cyclic nucleotide activated cation channel complex; plasma membrane
Molecular function (GO): intracellularly cAMP-activated cation channel activity; intracellularly cGMP-activated cation channel activity; cGMP binding
Source: RefSeq, a predicted model, not a curated record